AUGGCAAGUCAUGGUGUGCCUCGCACAGCCACCCGUGAGGAACAGACGGCAGAAGCACGGCAGAAGGAGCUGAAAGAAAUCUCUCAAUAUCAACAGCUGGUGAAAGAAGUCAAUGCCAAGGUUGCUGCAAAGGAAUUCACCCCUGCAUUACUCCAACAAACAGCCCAACUACUAAAGAGGAAUCCCGAGUACUACACCAUCUGGAAUCAUCGUCGCCGCAUCUAUGUCAGUGAAUUUGAGAGUCUUGGAAAACAGACAGUCGCCGGUGAAAUGGACGAAGAGACACGAGUCAGCCAGGUGCUGGAUAUCAUUCAGCUAGACUUGCAAUUUUUGUUCCCUCUUCUUCUGAAAUUCCCCAAAUGUUAUUGGAUAUGGAAUCACAGGCUCUGGCUCCUCGAGCAGUCUACAGCUCUUCUUCCGGCUUCAACGGCCCGAAGGAUAUGGGAAGAGGAGCUCGUAUUGGUGGGCAAGAUGCUCAGUCGAGACAGCCGAAACUUCCACGGUUGGGGCUAUCGACGAACUGUGGUGCAGAGUCUCGAGAGCCCGGCUUUACAGGGACACAGUAUGGCACGACAGGAAUUGGAGUACACCAAGAAGAUGAUUGGAACCAAUCUCUCAAACUUUUCAGCCUGGCACAACCGGACUAAGCUCAUCCUUAGGAUUUUAGAUGAGGAAAAGGCCACGGAUGAUGAACGACAACAGAUGCUGGACGAAGAGCUUGAAUUGAUCCAUAAAGCACUGUUCGACCCAUACGACCAGUCCCUCUGGUUUUAUCACCAAAACCUGAUGUGCACAUUUGAUCUCGACCAAGCGGCGAGGAGCAUGGCACCAAACCUGUCCAAUGAGCAGCGUUUGAAAUACAUCGCAUCGGAACGGGACUACAUUGAGGAAGUCCUGGAGGAUGCCCAAGAUUGCAAAUGGCCGUACCAGGCAUUGAUCAAGUGUACACUGCUGGAAAGCAAACUGAAAACGGGGCUAGACGAAGAGGACCGGCACAAAGUAACCCAGUGGCUGCAGAAGCUCCAAAGCCUCGAUCCUCUCAGGAACGGCCGGUGGAUUGAUAUGGAGCAACAGCUGGGCAAGCAAUAA
This is a messenger RNA of Cladophialophora psammophila CBS 110553, 1089 nucleotides long. Its product is annotated as geranylgeranyl transferase type-2 subunit beta. Gene Ontology annotation, biological process: protein geranylgeranylation. The transcript is spliced from 4 exons. Gene Ontology annotation, cellular component: cytoplasm; Rab-protein geranylgeranyltransferase complex. NCBI's taxonomy places the organism in Eukaryota, Fungi, Ascomycota, Eurotiomycetes, Chaetothyriales, Herpotrichiellaceae. Bases 1 to 1089 code for a protein of 362 amino acids. The record is from RefSeq and is a predicted model, not a curated record. Gene Ontology annotation, molecular function: Rab geranylgeranyltransferase activity.